AAUAAAUAAUAAAAAAUAAUCAAUCAUGUGGAUGUUUUUAGGGUUUUUAAUAAUUUUCAUUUAUAUAAUUCAAAAGAAUUAUAAUAGAAAACACAAUAAUUUUCUCGGUAAAGAAGUUCCAAAAAUUCCAUUUCUUCCUGUAGCAUGGUCCAUAUUAACUGGACCUCAUGUUGAGGUUUUAGAAACUAUACCUGAUGAAUAUUAUCAAUCAGGAAUUUAUAAGGCUCGUUUAGGGCCAAAUGAUUAUUAUACUAUCGUAAGUGCCGAUUUUGCAAGAAAAUUAUUAACUGAAUCAGAGGAUGUUGUUCCAAAAUACAAAUUUAGUAGCGAAUUACCUGUUCUUAAAUUUUAUGGAACAGGAAUUGUAUUCUCAAACGGAGAGCAAUGGCGUACCCAUAGAAAAUUAUCUAAUCCGGCAUUUAAUCGUGCAUUAUCCCCCAAAGUCAUGGGGGAUGUUGUAUUGGAAUCAUUUAAAUAUUUACGAAAAGAAAUUCAUCAACCAGUGGAUAUUUAUGAACUUUUGCAACGUAUAACAACCGAAGUUUUAGGUCAGGUUGCUUUUGGUUAUUCAUUUGGGACUUUAAAGUCCAAGGAAUUACCAGAUAUCGUCCGUAAAUAUAAAAUUAUUAUGACAAAUGUUGAGUCAUAUAUAUUAUACAUAUUCCCAUUCUUGAACAAAUUACCAACUAGAAAAAAUAAAAUAUUUAAUUCCGCCGUAAAAGAUUUUGAUAAAUUUGUAUUUGAAAUUAUCGACCUUAAAAGAAUCGAACUUGCCAAACGUAAAAAAUUAAAUGAAAAGAAAAAAUGUAAUAAUGAAGAAUUAUUGAUUAGUAUGUUGGAAGCAAGUGAACAAGAAAAUCUUAAUAUUGGAACCAAGGAUUUGAGGGAUAAUAUAAUUAAUUUUUUCAGUGCUGGCAACGAUACUACUUCGAUGUCAGUGAGUUCGUCAAUUUAUUAUCUCGCAAAAUAUCCACAUAUGCAAAAGAGAGCAAGAGAGGAAGUAAUUAGUAUAAUCGGCAACGAAUUGAAAAUACCGACGGCCGAUCAGCUAAAGGAAAUGAAAUACUUAAACGCUGUUAUAAAAGAAAGUUUACGUAGAUAUCCUGCCCCAAUGACCUAUAGGCAACUGCUGAAGCCUACACAAUUUGGCGAAUAUGUGCUUCCAGAAAACUCCAUAAUACGAGUAUCGAAUUUCGCAGUCCACCAUGAUCCUAAAUAUUGGGAUAACGCUUAUACAUUUGAUCCAGAAAGGUGGCUAACGAAUGAAAAGAGAAGCAAUCAAUAUUCUUAUAUUCCAUUUAGCGUCGGACCAAGAAAUUGCGUCGGUCAAAACUUCUCUAUAAUGGAACAAAGAAUUAUAAUUGCAAUGUUUUUGCUAAAAUAUGAAUGGAGUUUACCAAAAAACUCGAUACAUAAAGAUGAAUUAGUCCUCAGUAACGCAUUUCUAUUUAGACCCAAGAACCUUGAAAUUAAUAUUAAAGAAAGGAUUUAAUUGGAAGUUUUUUCUUUUUUAUUAGAUUAACCGCCAUAAUUAUUAUUUUCAUUAUUAUUAUAUAUAUUAGAUUUUUAUCAUUAGUUAGCUUAUCUGAUAUUACAAACUUUUGUAACAUACAGUAUUGUAUUUUUAUUUUGCAUUAAAAUUUCAUGGUUGAAAUCAUUUAAAUUCAUGUAUAGUUGGGGGUUGUAUAUCUAAUAUCUGCGCAAUGAUACAACGUAUGUUACAACGUUGUAUUAUCAUAUUAUAAUAAUACAAUAGCAUUUUUUUUUUUAACGUAUGAUUAAAGAAAAUUAACUUUGUGUAUUAGUUGAAACAUGCGUUACAACGUUGUAUUAUCGUAUUUGUAAUAAUAUAUCU
This is a messenger RNA of Rhizophagus irregularis DAOM 181602=DAOM 197198, 1855 nucleotides long. RefSeq lists its product as uncharacterized. The record is from RefSeq and is a predicted model, not a curated record. NCBI's taxonomy places the organism in Eukaryota, Fungi, Glomeromycota, Glomeromycetes, Glomerales, Glomeraceae. Gene Ontology annotation, molecular function: heme binding; oxidoreductase activity, acting on paired donors, with incorporation or reduction of molecular oxygen; monooxygenase activity.